UACAUUCUUCACUAAAGUUGUUUAUUUUUAGAAAUUUUGUGAAUGCAAUGAUUUUGUGGCGUGAAAAUGUACUACGGUAAAGUGCAGUGUAAAAUUGGCUUUACGUGAAUGACUGUUACCUGAAGAUGCUACUUUAUGAUAUUAUGCUUUGGUUUUAUGUGUAAGAAACAUUUCUUAAUUUGAAUGGAUGGUGUGCUACGUCCUCGUUCUUCUUGUCUCUAUGUUAGAGCAUUCAAGUUGUGUGAGCGUAAAAAGGUUGCACGUCAGGAAAGAGUAGCUGUUGAUGGUGAUCUAGUAAGCUAUGUUCCUGAUGAAUUUGGACAUGUGGGUAUGUACAUUGGCGCUGAGCCAUUGAAACCAGAUAGUAAUUAUUUUGAAAUUGAAAUCAUAGACAGUGGUGAUACAGGUAGUAUAUACAUUGGACUUGUUUCAUCAAAACAUCCUUUAGAUCAGUACCCUGGCUGGGUACCUGAUUCCAUAGGCUUUCAUACUGGGGAUGGAAUGUUGUACAGAGACGCACCCAAAGGUGUGAUAUUUGGUCCUAAGUGUGAGGCUGGAGAUCGCAUAGGAUGUGGUAUUAAAUUUGAAAACAUAUCUUCUCAAGAUAAUCAGCGGCACUUUAUUCUAGUCUUUUUCACAAAAAAUGGCAAAGAGAUUGGUUCAACAGUCUAUUCAAUGCCUUUUGGAGGACUUUAUCCUGCAGUUAGUCUUCAUUCUGUUGGAGAAGAGGUUCGUUUAGGGUUAGAUAUUAAAUGGUUGCCUGAAGAAGACAUGUUAAUGUGUAUUGAUAGUAAUGAAGAGGAAUGGUCCAGACUUCAUGAUAUUAAAUUAAAUGGAGCGAUAUUGGAAUAUGCAGGUCGUGGGAAAAGUAUUAUAGAUGUGGGAUUAGCUCAAGCCAAAUAUCCUCUAGACACAACUCAUCAUUAUUUUGAAAUAGAAAUAAUGGAUCCAGGUGAAAACUGCUAUAUUGCCAUAGGAUUAGCGAGAAAAGAUUAUCCAAAAUAUAGGCAUCCUGGAUGGAAUAAAGGAUCAAUAGCUUAUCAUGCUGAUGAUGGUAAAAUAUUUGUGGGUAGUGGUGUAGGUGAUCCAUUUGGACCUCGUUGUCAUAAGGGUGAUAUAAUGGGCUGUGGAAUUAUCUUUCCCAGAGAUUUUGUAUGUCUGUUUGAUUGUGAUGCUCCUUGUGAAAAUGCUCCAUCUCUAAGUCUGGAUUAUGAUGAUGAUUUUUCGGGAUAUCUGAGUGAAUCGGAAGACGAAGAAUGGUGGAAAGAAAAAGAAAAUGUCGAGACUGGUGUAACAAUACAGGUAUUUUUUACUCGCAAUGGGAAAACCAUUGGUCAGAAAGAAGUAUGCAUUCCUAAAGGAGGCUUUUAUCCAACAGUUGGUAUGCUAAGCAGUGAUGAAAAAGUGAAAGUUGAUCUGCAUCCAUUGACUGGUUAAAUACCGUUCCUCUUUUUUACAUUAUUUCUUAUUUUAAUAAGAUAUAAUGUGCUCGUUAGUCACAUAUAUUGUUGGUGCUUUUUUUUUUUUUUAAAGUGGAAUUAAAAAUGAACUCUGAGAAAUAUUCAUCGAAGGAUAUUUUUGCCAGUACUUAUUUUGUAUGCUUUUUAUAUACAGCAAUGAUGUAAAUAAGAUGCUCCUAGGUUAAAUUUUUUAUUAACUCAGGGUAGUAAUUUUAGUUGCUAAUUUAAUUUUAAAAAUUUCUAUAUUUUCUUCAUAAAUUAACCUAUUGUUAAUGUUCUUCACUGUUACUCUAUUAGCUCUGAUGCUUAUAGUGUCUCAUUCUUUCCAACUGCCCAAAGUUAAGCAAAAAUUUAAUCAGUCAUACUUUAUUUUAAACAAGACUGUUUUUAAUGUUGUGUGCUAAGCAUUAAUGGAAAUAUAUUUUUUAUGCAGAUUUGUAAAAUGUUCAGAGUGAAGGGGAAUCUCAGUUGUGAAUUAUUAUUUAAAAUGCUUAAAUUUAUAUAACUCUGAAUAUACAUGUGCAUAGUGUAUAUAUAUAUAUAUAUAAGUAAAACUAAUCAUCUUAUAAUGUUUAGCUGAGUGGAAAUUAUUAAAAUUUACUUUACAAUGCAUUAAAAUUUAUAUAAAUUAACAAAAUUUUUCUGUUCAUAAAAUAAUGUAAAUAUAGCACAAACUAUUUAAAAUAAUUUUACAACUAGAAUAAAUAAACUAAUUCUGUGUUAUAGCUCUGUUUAUUAGAAUAAUGCCAAUUUUGAAUUUUAUUGAAUAGUUUUAAUUAAAAAGAGUACUCAUGUUCGUUAAAUUAUGGUAAGUUGUUCAGUUUUCAGUGAAAUGAGUUGUAUAAUAAUCUUCAAUAGCAUUUUUUGCCACUUAAUUUUAUUAAGAAAUGUAAUUUUUCAUGAAAUAAUAUAGUGUUUCUUGUUAAAAUAAACUAAGAAAAAGUUAUGAAUAACAAAUUUAUUGUAAAAUAUAAAAUUAUUAAGUUUUCAGUUUAUAAUAACAGUUGUGAAGCAUAUAUAAAAUGUUAACAAACAAGUUUAGCUAAAAUUAAAACAAGCUAUCUGAGCUAACGGGUAUUAUCAUAGGUAGAAAUGCUACUUGAAGUAGUUUUAUUUUCGUUAAAUCAGUUGAGUUGAAAAUCACAUUGUGUAAAUUGAAGACAUUGCUUUAUAUUCUGUACAUAUUAAAAUUUUGUUACAUUACUUGGAUACAUACUUAUACCUUGUUAUAUUUAGAAAAUCAUAAAACUUAUGUACAAAAUGUAGAUGAUUUUUUAAUGAAAUUUUUUUAGAGACUAUGUAUUUUACCAGCAAUAAAGUAAUUUUGAAAAUAUAACUAGCUGUAAUUUGUUUUGAAUUUAGCAUUUGUAUUAAAUAGAGCAGAUUUUAACUGAGGCAAGCAGGUUCUUUCAAAUGUGAUAAUGUAAGGAGGAUAUGUAUAUUGUAUGAUUUUCUGUUUUAGAAUGCUUUAAUAAUUUAAACUGUAAAUUUUUUUCAUAGUGGACUAUAAAAAUGCUGGCAUGUUAAUUUACAAUUUUUAAGUCAGUGGUAUGAUUCACGAAUUUCAUUUCUGAUUUUUUAAUUUAUUCAUAAAUGUUUUUGUUCUACAAGAGCAUUUUUUUGUGUUUUGAUAUUCAAUUGUUAAAUAUUUUAAGAACAUUGUCAUUUUCUUGAAUUAAAGUUUUGUUUUGGAUUAAUUUUUAAGUGAUAUUACUUUUAAUAUGCAAAAUUUAAAUCUUAAAAGUAAAACUUUAGUACAUAAAAAUUCUAAUGUGGCUUCAUAAUAUAUUUUAUCCUUGAAAACUCAUGCUUGAUUCAUAUAUUUCUUUUAAUGCUUCAAUAUUUUUCUAUAAAUCUGUUGGAAAUUUACUAUAAUACAAUCAAACUUGUAGGCAAGUUGCCUAGCCUGAAAGGUAUUUUUUAAUUUAAAAAAAAAUUUUUUUUUGGAUAAUUCAUAAAAUAUAUGUAGAUACUAGCAUGCUUUAUCAUUUACAACAUAAAUAAAAAAAACCACAUGAAGCAUAGCAUAAACAUUUCAUUUAUGUUUAUCUUAAUAACAUGUGUGGGUAUCUAAUAUUUCCAAACUUCUGGGCCACAUAACCCAUCAAAAGUGUGCCAAGGAUUGUGUACAAUAUAACCUUGUAGUAUUGCAUUAUUAUUUUUUUAAUAUCAGUACAUUAUUACAUAGUAUGUUAAGUGAUUGCACAUAUUCAAAAUGUUCAUGCAAAACUGUUGUUCUUAAUUUACUUUUUUAUGCUACAUAUGAGAAAAAGAGUUGUGCAAGAAUAUACAUGCCUUCAAAAAAAGGCAUCAUGAACAGGGAUUGUUCAUAAUGCACAGGGUGUUUUUUUAGUAGGUGUUUAAGAUCAGUGUGAACCUAGAAUUGAGUAACAAAUAUACUGAAAUCAAAUUUGUACUUUCUAAAAUCUUAUAAUUCUCAGUCAUUUAAUAGAAUGCAAACCAAUCUUGCAUAUGUUUCACGUUUACAUGACUUUAUUCAGAAGAAUAUCAAAAUGAAUUAAGCUGUUACUGUAACUGUGAGAUUGCUUUAUCAGUUUAAUAUUGAGUGGUGUCCAUCCCUCCUUUUUUAAUUACUUUUUAUUUGUGAUUUUUGACCUUAAAGAACACAUUUAGUUAAUAUAAGCAAACAGUCAUAUCUACUAAAAAUCAUACACCAACUCUUAUUUCCAGUUCAGUGUCCCAACAUGCCGUAUUUCGUCAUGUAAUUCCCCCCCCUCAGCUUUUUAAUGCCAUGUUCUGAAUUUUUUUUUUAAUGUUCACAGAAUUUUUCCUAUCCUCAGUGUGUUCAGAGAAUGAGCUUCUCUAAAUUUUAGAAUAUAUUCGUUCACAUAAUGUUUGUUUUCAUCAUACAAAGAUAAACUCUCACAGACUACCUGCAAAGAUCAUGCUGAACCUUUCCCUUCUAACUGCUGAACUUUUACAAGAACCAAUCAAUCAUAGCAAAGAAAACAUGAAUUGGCAUUCAGUCUACAGUUUAGCUGAGUCAGCUGCAUACUCAUCUUCUCUAAUUAUUUAUCCAUGAUUUGAGGCAUUCAUCUCCCCUAAAGCCAUCCCAGAUGGUAUGGUAGUUAAUAGAGGCAAACAACAUGCCAUUGCCUGAAAAAUUCAAUUCUGUAGUGAGGUAUGGAUGUUUAUCAAUAUGGUAACUUUAUAAAAUGAGAGUAAUUAAAAUUUGUUUAUCCAAAAGUUUUCUGAAGAAGUUAUCAACCGAGUAAAAUGGAUAUGGGAUCCCUGGAUUUCAUUCCUUUGAGUUGUCUUGAUCAAAGCUCAAAUGAAGUUUAUGUAAAUAGGUCCAUGUGUUUUGUAUAAAUUAUUAUAAAUGUAUUGUCUCUUCUAGUGUCACUUUCUUGGUAGCAGUUCCUUUAUACUAGCUUAUAGGAAUACAGUAUCUAGUAUAUAUUACUUAGAAAAGAUAUACUGAUCAACUGUUUUAUGUUAUUCAGUAAGGUUUCCUGGUAAUGGUAGAAUGUAAUUUUAAGCAGUUAUGACUGUUUGCUUAUAUUGACUGAAUGUAAAAGAAAAGUUGAAAUCUAUAUAGCUUUAACCCAUAUGUUGUUUAAGGAUUGACUCUAUUGUUUUUUGCCACAAUGAAACAAUCACUGAUAAAUUUGGCUAAAAAGUAUCUUGUUCACAAAUCAAGCACUUUUCCUAGUAAAGUUUUUUGCAUGUAUUUCAAAUUAAAGAUUCUUUGUAUAUUUUAGAAAAGUUUGAUGUGGAUUUCUUUCAGUAGUAUCAAGUAUUAAAGAGCACAAAUUUUAUAUCUUUAUCUAUAACGUGGCACAGGAUUUGCUCCUGUUGGAAAAAAUCCCACAUCAAAUUGUCCCUUGAAAUGUGUAGAACUUUUUAAUUGAAAUAAGUGCCAGUGAAAUGUUGAAUUUCAUACCAAAGUAAGCAAGUAUUCAAAAAACAUCUACACAGGACACUCAAACUGCUUCUUGAUGAGUUUUUUUUUUUUUUUUUUUUUUUUUUUUUUUCCAUUUAGAUAUAUAAAGAUAAGGUACUAUAACUUUCUAGGUCAUCUUAUUAUAAUCAUCUGACCAUAUGUAUGCUUUAAAAGUGAUCUGCAAUCAUAUCAAAACAAUGGUUGUCUAUAUGCCAAAAGAUGCACCAUAUUAACCCAAAAAGUUAUAUUUUUAUUCUUAAGAGAUAUUUUGUUUAUACUUAUGCUAUAUUCUUAUCACUUUGUUUAUGCAUUUAAGAAUAUAAACCACCACUGCAGUUGUAUUUUCAUUAUUUAUGUUCUUAAAAAGAUUGUGCUGUGUGAAUUAAAUAUCAUGUAAGGCAUUUUUUAAAUUAAAAAAUACAGAAAAUAUGAAUUAUUUAUAGUUUUUUAAAGGGUUUCCAUGUUUUCUAUCUCUGUAUUUCUAAUUUUGUUAAUAAAAGUUUGUUCAAUAUUUAUUUUGAUGAAUUCAUAAAUUAUGUAUUUAAAGAAGCAGUGAUUCAGCUACAAUCUGAAUUUGAAAAUUAUUUUUUAGAGAAUCCAUUUUGUCUGUUUUAUGUGUUUAAAUAUUUUUAAGCAUAAAAAAGCACCUGUAUGUAUUAGAAAUGAGAUUUGCUUUUCCUGCAUGAGUUUGGGAGCUGUGAAUUCCAAAUUUAAAGUUUUGCGGAAUGUUCUUUGUUUUUAUAUUGGUAUUUCUUAGGAGAGCUUUUAUCUAUAAACUCUAUUUAAAAGUCUGUGAGGCUUGUAUCUAUUACUCGAUCUUGCAGAUUUAUGAAAGACCUGGGAUUAACAAAGAAAGACAUCAUAUAUAGAGCUUUUUAUUUACAUAUUUUUGUGAAGGAUGUUUUCCUGGAAUUUACCAAGUUGUUUGUAGCUAUUCAGGUUAUUAACAACUAUUUAGUGUUUAGGUUGUGGUGUUUUUAAGAAAGAAUUUUCAUUGAUUUGUAUUCAGUGAAUUUUUUUCAAAGACAAUAUUGGUAGUGGGAUAAGAAGAUAAAUCCCUGAAAAUAUCCACAUAUUAUUGCAGAUUAGUCUUUAUUUCUGCAUGUGAAAUUUAGCACUUUGGUUAUGUGAUUCUGCAUUGUUUAAUGAUUAUUAGUAUUUUUUAAAUAACCUUAAUAGAAAGAAAGAGAGAAAAGAUAUGCAUGAAGUUACAUAGAGUGGACCAGAGCUUCCCUGUGCUCCACUUAUUCUGAUUAAUUGUGCUUAUCAUUUUUGAAGUUUUUUAAUAGAUUUUUAAUUUUAUGUUGCAUUAAACAGAAUAUAGUAUAGCAUAAUAUUUUUUUAGGAGAAUGUGAAAGAUAUGGGAAUUUUCAUAUAAAGUUUGGCAAAUAUGUAGCCUGUAUACAUUAAGGGAAAGCUAUUAUGUAUUCUAUAAAGGCAUGAUCCUUUGGGCCCAAAAGCGCAUUUUCUGAUGCACAGUUUGCUUCCUCAGGGCAAAUUUAUGCUUGGGAAUGACUGAUAAUGCACAAAAGCAUAUAUUUCCAAAAUGUGACUUCAGCCUUUAAUUGUACAGACAUAUUGAUUCCAGAGUUAUGAAUAUCAUAUUUUCUCCAUGGCAUAUAUUAUUUAUCAGGAAGUGUUUUAUAUCUUAAAAUUUCAUUUUUAUAAAUUGUUAAUUUUAUAUUUGAAAAGUACUUGCAAAAAUAUUUGGGAGGCGGGCUUAUGUGUGUGUAUGUGUGUAGGGCAUAACUGUACCAAAUGUACAUAGAUUUUUAACCCUAUGAUUUAACAGCUAACUCGUAAAAAUUAUUUCUUUAUAAAAGUUAGUGUUAAUGGUUUUGUAAAUGGAUUGUAGGUAAAUUUACUAGCAUAAAAGUUGGAAGUGAAUGUGAUCUUUGCUACUGCAUGUUUUAAUAGUACUUUAUCAGCGUAAUGUUCCUAUUUAUGAAUAAUCACCAGUCUGUUUUCCUUUGAAUUGAGGCAGUCUUUAUUUUAUGGUAUUCUUUGUGAAAUAUAUUGAUUUAUAUAUGUUAAUCAAAAAUAUGCACUCCCAAAAAAAUUCAUCUCAUAUGUUGCACUUUAUAGUAAGGGAAGUUUUCUAAUAUUAAUUAGUACUAAAAGUUGUCCCUUUGUAUUGGAAGGAAAUUAUAAUUAUUAUUGCCAUUCUGAAAAUCCAAGAUCUUUAGCUUUAUUGCAUUUCUUCUUUUGUGAUAUGAACAAGUGCUUAGGUUAGAGUUAUAUUGCAAAAUUGUGUAAUAAUCGUUUGUUUAAGGUUCCACUGGUAGUUUGUUUUUCAGAUUUUUGUUAAUCAAUGGAGAAGUUAUUUUACUAAAAAUUUGAAGAGAAUAAUAAAUGAAAUUGUUAAACUUUUAAGACUGUUUGAAAAGUAAAUGUGGGCAUACGUAAAAUGGUUCGUUGAGGUACUAGGUUGCUUAUGGCAUUAGGGAAUCCUCAAGAUGUAGUUUAAAAUGCAAUGAGGAAGCCAUUUUAUUCAUUAAAAAAGCAUUUAAUUAUCAUUAAUUUGAUUAUCAGCUAGUAUUAAUACUAAUCAUUAAGAGUUAUAAUACCAUCCUAACAGUAUAGCUUUGCUUUAAGCAAGACUUUUUUCAAAUUUGUUAUAUAGUACUACACACUACACUUUAAAUUUCCUGUGCUUCAAUUAUUUUGAUUGAUUACACUUAUCCCUUGUUAAAUUUGUUAAAAAGUUAAAUUUGCUUAUAGGUUUUUUAUUUUAGUACAGCAUAAUACUUAUUUUUUAAAAAGCUGUUAAAUUAAUUUAGAUGAAUUUGCAAGAUAUAUGAAUUGUCAGACAAUGUUUGGUAAAUAUGUAGGCUAUAUGCAUUAAGGGAAAAACUGUUAUGUAUUGUAUAAAAAUUUGAUUUUUUUUUUAUUUUUCUUUAUGAGUCAUUGCUUCUGCUCUGUUUCUCUUCCUAAAUUAAGCAAACAUGUGUAUCUGUUCUUUCACCAUGCAAGUAGUUUUUGCAUUUCAUUUUGCAGUAUAAACUCUAUCAGCCUUUUAAAGUAUGUGGUUAAGGGUUUUCACCGAGUUCCUUAUCUCUGAACUACUUGAUAUGAAAUAUAUAUGUGUAUCUAUUUUUUUCAUUUAGUAAAUAAGAUAUCAAGAAAGACUGUAUUUGAUAAAUAUACUAAUUAUUUUAAAUAUGUUUGGAUUACCAAAAAUAAAAGGACAGGCAACUAUCUAGACUUUAUCAGAUCAGCUAAUCUGUGCACAUCAGCAUCUAUAUAUAUAUAUUAAUAUACGAGUUUUGCUGUAUGUUUUUAUUUCCGAAUGCUUCAGUUUCUUUAAAUUUUAAUAUGCAGCUAGUCAUUCCUCUCCUCUUUCUUUUAUUUAGUCGUAUUCUUUAGCAGAUCAGUUUCAUAUGUUCAUUUCAUUUGGUAACAUAUUAAAAUACGAUAUUAAAAUAAAUAAAUAUAUACGUAUUUUUCUGCUCAAGUGCAGUAAAAUUUCUUAAUUUGUAUGUGCUUGCAACUUUUCCUCUAAGCUAUAUACAAACUCGGUCAUGCUCUGAUUUUUAUGAGUUGCAGAAGUAUUUAUACUUCACAAACGUGGAAUCCGUCACACAUAAAUGCACCAAAAAAAAAAAAAAAAGAAAAAGAAAGAAAAGAAGAAGAAAAGAAAAAAAGAUCCAUAUAAGUAUUGUGCAGCUGCAAAAAAAAUUAGAGUGAAUGAUGUUUGCUGCAGUUUUUAAAUUAAGAAUUUUUAAAAAACCUUUUGUUGUGAAAUGUUUAAUUUUCCUUUCUUGAAAGUAUUUUCAUACAACAGGAUAACUAAUUUAUUUGUAAUAAAUUUCAGUAAAAGCAGUUCUCAGUUGUACAGCUGUAAAAUAAAGCCCUUAUUGUAAUUUUAACAGUUUGAAAAUGUGGUGUAAUUUUUAUAGAGCUGUUCUUAGUAUUUUGAGAAUUUAGAUUUUUUUUAAACCAUAUGUUCAAGACUUACAUGCAAAUAAUUAAGUCCCCCUGAAUUAAAUUUAUGGUAAUUCACCAUUGAUAUUUUUUGCCGUUAGAAAGAAAAUAGUAAUUUGAACUUUACAUAUUAAUGUAGCAUGAAAAUAAUUAUAAAACACUGAGAUGCUGCUUUUAAUUAAAAAUAAUUUUACCUCCUUUAUCACUCUGUAAGAAUGGCAUUGAUAAUCUAGAUUUAUUUUAUGCUUGUUUUUUUUUUUUUUUACGUUCUCCCUGGCGGCCAAAAAUAUUAAUUUUAUACUAACUACAUAAAAACUGCAUACCAAAUUGAAUUUUAGAAAUUCACAUAUAAAAUUUAAGAGGGGAAAAACUGUCCUAAAGGAUUUUUUUUUAGUAUUUGUAUACAAACAUUCGUUUUUGAGUAUGAGUUGUAAAAAUAUUAAUAAUUAUUUCUAUUUUUAGAAUUAGAAUUUUUUCACUCUUAAAAAGUUAAUAGUUAGAUUUCAAAUUUUUAGAUUGUAGCUUAUUUAUUUUAAACAUAUUGGAGAAGAAUGAACAUUGGAAAAAUAUUAUGUUAUAUUCUUAUGUGUGUAUAUUUGUAAAAUCGGUUUUGAGCAAAUUUUCUAAACUAUCGAUAUAUUAAAUAAUAUUUGUAUGUGAAUAGAAAUUCUUACUUUUUGUUAUUAUGUGAGAAUAAAGGUUAAUUCUGUAUUAUAUGGAAAAAAAAUUUUUGUGUGUAUGAAAUCAAAAAAUAAUGAUAAUAAAUAGUUAUCCCAAGGAUUUGUUUUAAAGAAGCUUAUUUUAGUCAAAUUGUGUGUGUAUGUUUUCUAAAAAAUAAUUUUGAAAAAUAAAGAAUUAAUAUUUGCAUGUUUAGGAUUGUUUAUUCAAGAUUGUUCAUAAGUUGCUUGUUUUCUACAAUUUAAUUUUAAUCAUUGUGUUCUACUUACAAGGGAUGAAUUCCACAAUUUAUUACAGUAUAAUAAUAUUUUGUUAAUAAAAUGGAAUUUCUUAAUUUACUGAAAUAGUAGCUUCGGAUAGGUAUUUGCAUAUUAUUACAUUGACCGGGAAAGUUUAUGGAGAUCCCGCGAAAAAUUGUACCAGUAAUUCCUACAAAGUUCUGAAGGAACUAACACCUCUUUAUUUAAUAAAUAAUCAGUACCCGCUUUGUUAUUUCAUUUGGUAAUAAGGCUUUCGAUGGUUUCUACCCUUUCGUUAGGCUCUCGGAUUUUUAUCAGAAGUUCUGUUUGGAACACUACGAGUUCAGAUUUCCAGCAGAUAAAUGUUUCAGUCUAUUGCUUUUUUGUCAGUCAUAUUCAGCUAAACAUACGUAUCAUGUCCAUUAAUGCACACUUCCAACAGAUUAGUGUUUUGCUGUAUUGCUGUUUUGUCGAUCAUAUUCAGCUGACCAUAUCGUGUCCAUUAAUGCAUGGUAAGAUCCCAUAACUUUAAAAAUAAUCCACUGGUGUGUUGAAGGUAGAUCCAAAAUCCUCAUGAUCUGUUUUCAAGUGAGGGAAAAAUAUGGCAAUAACAGUUAAUUUUUAUCAUUUUUAUAAAAACAGAAAGUGGUUUAUUGAGAAUCGGUUGGGUUACAUCAAAAGAAAAGGCAAAUAUUAUCAGUGUAUUAUUAUGUCAUGUUUAUCCAUAAUUGGUACUGAAUAGCACUGCUUGAUAAUAGUUUCACAGCUGACAGGAUAAUAUGUAAGUAUCUUCAGAACUGGAAAAAAAAAAAAAAAGUUCUAAAUCAUAGGACUAUGAAUAAAAGAAAUAAAUGCUUAAGUAUAACAUUUACUUUUUGUGAUAGAAGAAAGUAAUUCAGAGGUAUUUAAUUGAUUUGUACCUGUGUAUUGUGUACUUGCACAUUUGUAUCCUCAAGUUAAAUUUAUUUCUAGCACUAUAAUUAGUUUUUCUGAUUUUGUUUUUGCUUGAAAAAUGUUUUAAUAGUGUCUGUUCAGUUUCUAUCAGAUUAUAUUUUGAAUGUAAAAAGUGUAAAUAAUAGUUGCUUUGAAUAAAGAAAUGUCCCAAAAA
Stegodyphus dumicola is the source of this 11313-nucleotide messenger RNA. Its product is annotated as SPRY domain-containing protein 3-like. Lineage: Eukaryota; Metazoa; Arthropoda; Arachnida; Araneae; Eresidae. Gene Ontology annotation, molecular function: protein binding. The record is from RefSeq and is a predicted model, not a curated record.